AUGGAAGUUCACCGCAUGAAUUCUGGAGGAGCUGCUGAGGUACGUGAAGUUCUAGCCAAAUAUCUGGAAUUAUUUCAACAGAGCAGCAUUGAUUUUAAAUAUCAUCUGGCUCCCAAUAGUGUAAUCGAUUGGUAUGGCCGAACUGUGCGUGGUGCCAAUAAAAUUCAUGAUUAUUUAAGACAUGAAGUUAACAAUCAAUUUGAACAUAUCGAAUUUCGGAAUGCUGAGGUAUGCAGUCCAAUUGAAACAAAAACCAGUCACAUGCGCACAAAAGUGAUUUCCACCAAACCCAUUGAUCAUAUACAUCCCAUUAAUCGGUUACCAGAUAUGGUACCAUUAAAAUCCUAUGCCGAUAGUGAUGUGGAGGACAAUGAACAACCCACGAUAUCAUCGGCAGCAAAUUUAUUUGGUGGUGGCGCUGCUGUAGCAGCCUAUAGGCAAACACCAGAAAAAUGUAGCAUAAAUACAUUGGAAAUUGGUAAUCUAACGCCACCAUCAAGUGCUGUCAAAGAUGAAAAGAAAUCCGAAGAUGAAAUAGAUGCGGAUCACCACAGUGAAUCACAAGCGCGAAGACAUCGUUUAAAACGCACACAUUCGGGUAAUUUCAGUUAUCUGAAGCGUUUACCAACAGCACCAUCGACAAGUAAACGCAAUAAAAACAUUGAAGCUGGUGGUGGUAUACGUACCCUGCUCGAUGAUUCAUCCAGUGAAGAAGAUGAAUUGGAAGUUAUGGAGGCAUUAUAUAGCCCCUUACGUUAUUUAGAAGUUAAAGGUGUCAUGAGAAUGCGUAAUAAUAAUAAUGUAAUGCAUGCCGGUACCAAACAACGUAGUGCAUUGUGGCGUGAUCGUACGGAAGUAGAGACACGUAUACGCAUAUCAUAUCGUCGUAAAUUGGAAGAUCAGCAAUUGCAAUUUGCUUUGAUUAUAUAUGAAUCAUUAAAUGGUUCUGUGGUGGCAACACCAACCAGACGUAAUUUGAUGUCACAAUUUUCGUUAUCUUUGGAUGAGCCACCGCAGCAGGUAGAUGAAGAACAAACACCACCACAACAAAUGGAGGCUGAGGAGGAACAUAUUGAGGCAAUUGAGGUUAUUGAUGCAAUUGGACUAACAAGUGGACAACCUGCUGCUGUUGUUACUACCUUGUUAAAUGAAGAUGAAGAUCCCCUUCAAGGGGGUGGUGAUACUUCAUUGGAAGAUUUGUCGGUUGCCAAUUUACGCACACCAACGAAAUUCAGUCAUACCCCGCCUGCAACACCAAAACGUAAACCAAGAUCUUUAAUGGGUACUGCCUCGGGCAUGAAACGUAUGAAUAAUUCACCUCAGGCCCCACCAACACCAAAACGUAGUGCGGCAAGAAGUUUGAGGUUAUGA
Molecule: messenger RNA, 1371 nt
Organism: Musca vetustissima
Lineage: Eukaryota; Metazoa; Arthropoda; Insecta; Diptera; Muscidae
Exons: 4
Coding region: 1-1371 (456 amino acids)
Source: RefSeq, a predicted model, not a curated record